Molecule: messenger RNA, 1395 nt
Organism: Linum tenue
Lineage: Eukaryota; Viridiplantae; Streptophyta; Magnoliopsida; Malpighiales; Linaceae
Source: the annotation of a GenBank genome assembly
AUGGCCGACGUGGAACAACCCAUCGUCGGCGCCGAACCGAGCCCCUUGAAACCCAAGAAGCUAAUCACCCUAGUCCCCCUCAUCUUCCUAAUCUACUUCGAAGUCGCCGGCGGGCCCUACGGCGAGGAGCCGGCUGUUCAGGCCGCCGGCCCGUUCUACGCUCUCUUGGGCUUCCUCAUCUUUCCCUUUAUCUGGUCCAUCCCGGAGGCCCUAAUCACCGCCGAGCUUUCCACGACCUUCACGGGCAACGGCGGGUUCGUCCUCUGGGCCCAACGGGCUUUCGGCCCAUUCUUCGGAUCCCUAAUGGGCUCGUGGAAGUUCCUCAGCGGCGUCAUCAACGUCGCCGCCUACCCCGUCCUCUGCAUCGGCUACGUCGAGAAGAUGUUCCCCGUCUUGCAAUCCGGCUGGCCGCGGAUCGUCGCCAUCGUCGCCGCGAUUCUCGUCCUCGCCUUCGUCAACUACUUGGGCCUCAACAUCGUCGGGUACGCGGCCGUGAUCUUGGGCCUGAUCUCGCUCUCCCCCUUCAUCUUAAUGUGCCUGAUCGCAAUCCCUAAGAUCCGGCCCAAGAGAUGGCUCUCAUUGGGCCAGCCCGGAGUCAAAAAGAACUGGAACCUCUUCUUCAACACUCUGUUCUGGAACUUGAAUUUCUGGGACAACAUCAGCACGCUCGCCGGAGAAGUUGACAAACCGGGGAAAGCUUUCCCCGUUGCUCUGCCGGUAGCUGUGACAAUCACCUGUUUAUCAUACUUGCUCCCUCUCUUCGCCGUCACGGGCGCCGUCGACGUGCCGCAAGCGGAAUGGGGAUCUGGGUUCCACGCCACGGCGGCGGAGCUCAUCGCCGGGAAAUGGCUCAAGAUCUGGCUCGAAAUCGGCGCGGCGUUGUCCGCAAUCGGACUGUACGAGGCCCAAUUGAGCAGCUGCUCGUUCCAGAUCCUGGGGAUGGCUGAAUUGGGGAUUCUGCCCAAAUUCUUCGCCACGAGAUCGAAGUGGUUCCACACGCCGUGGGUCGGGAUCAUUGUGCCGACGGCGCUGACGAUUGGGGUGUCGUUCUUGCAGUUCACGGAUAUAAUUUCGUCGGCGAACUUCAUCUACAGCUUGAGCAUGUUGUUGGAGUUCUCGUCGUUCUUGCGGCUGAGGUACAAGAUGCCGGAGCUGGAGAGGCCGUACAGGAUCCCGAUGAGGCUGCCGCUGCUCUGCGUUUUCUGCUUGAUCCCGUGCGUGUUCUUGGUCCUGCUGAUGGUGAUCGCCACCAGGACGGUGUACAUGGUGAGUGGGUUGAUGACGGCCGGAGCGAUUUUGUGGUUUCUGAUGAUGUGGCAGUUGAGGAAGCACAACUGCUGCGUCUUCGUCGUUGAUCAAGGGCACCAGGCUAGUACGAAUCAGCCUAAUUCCUGA